Messenger RNA from Exaiptasia diaphana, 3694 nucleotides. RefSeq names its product TATA element modulatory factor. The transcript has 19 exons. The coding region runs from base 96 to 3683 and encodes 1195 amino acids. The record is from RefSeq and is a predicted model, not a curated record. Lineage: Eukaryota; Metazoa; Cnidaria; Anthozoa; Actiniaria; Aiptasiidae. Gene Ontology annotation, cellular component: Golgi apparatus; endoplasmic reticulum.
AUGGAGAUAACAAUUUUAAAACUAAUCCUGAACUAAUUGCUAUUUAUCGCUGGUUUUUGCUUUAUUUUAUGGUUAUUUUUUGACAUGUAAUCGUGAUGAGUUGGUUUGAUGCAGCAAGUUUUACAAGUUAUGCGAAAACAGCCCUCGCUAGCGCUCAAAAGUCCAUCGAUAAAGUACUCGACAUCGAUGAUGGUGGAACUGCAGGGACAGACAGUUCCCAAGCUACUGCUAAGAUAGCCAUAGGGAAAGGAAAUGAGCCACAGAAAGGUUCAUCCUUCAAAACUUCUACACCAAAGCCAACUUCUUCAUUGCAAAAAUCUCUUUCAAAAGAAAGACAAGAUCAAUAUGACUCUACAGAUAAUAAUUCUGGCGAUUUCUGGUCAUCAUUUCUUGGAUCUCCAAAUGCAUCAUCAAACAAUAAAACACCUGAUAAAAAGUCUAAUAAAUCAAGAGAACCCCUUGGUCGCAAGAAGUCAGACUCAAGACUAACUACUGAAAGGCAAAGCAAGAAAAAUGUUGGAGGAAAAACAGAUGCCGAUGAAGAAAUAAAAAAAGAUGUUAAUGCUGUUAGUGGAAAAUCAAAUUUAUUGGAGACAACACAAGAUAACACAUCAAUUAAAGCACAUAAGAAAAAUAGAAAUAUUAAAAGUAAAGAAUCAAGGGGAAUAAAAGAUUUUAAAGCAAAUUCUAAACAAGAACCUGCUGCUGAUCAGAGUACAAGAUCAGACUUAAUUAAGGAUAAAAAUGUUGCAAGUCAGUCAGUAACAAAAGAGGAAAGUUUUGUGGAUGUUUGUUUGGAGCAAACAAAUCCUAAUUUGGUCGAUAAUAGAGAUGAUAAUGAAAUAAUAUCYAUUCCAAACACUCAAAAGGUACAUGUAGAUAUGAAUGAUUGUAAAACUCAAGAAAAAAUUGAAUUAGAAAAAAUAACAAGUUCUGGUGAGUUAGAUAAUGACAUUGAAGAUGGAAACUCAGAGAGUAUCACAGAUGUCGAACCAAGUUUACUUCUUAUGGCGACAACUACAGCAACUGCUAAUAAAGAGACACCAACAAUAACUAGUGCAAUAUUGGAACCAAGUGAGCAUCUAAAUGAAGGAAUUACGGAGGCAAGUAGUGAUGCAAUCGAUUUAAAAGAGGAACAACAAAGUUGUCAUACAGUCAGUGAAGAAGAAGAAGUUCAAAAUAUUGAUACAAGCAAUGUAGGACAGGAAAUACAGAACAGUGAUACUAUAAAUAUAGGGGAAGAACUACAAAAUACCGAUACCAUUGAUAUAGGAGUUGAAGAAGUACAAAAUAGCUUGGAUAUAAUCGAUGAAGAAGUACAAGAUAGUAAUAUAGUCAGUGCAGCUGAAGGAUUAUCAACAAGUCAAACAAGUUUAACAAAUGAUUAUAUUGAUAAUAAUGAAAGCAGAAAAGAGCCAAGUGAAGGUGAUUGUGUAGAAGAAGUAGUACAAGGAAUUUUAUUUAAGGUAGAGGAUGAUUUACAAGAAGAGUCAUCUUCUGAGUCAAUGAUUGACAAUGAAGACAGUCAUCUAGAAGUAAAUUCUGAACAAACAGUAAAGCCUGUAGAAGAAAAAGAAGGAGUUCAAGGUAUCAAGAAAUCUUCUGUAGAAUUACCAACAGAGGAAAGUAAUUGUGAUAUGCAGGAAGUUACAGAAAGCGGCAAUCAAAGCCUUCAAGUACAGCAGCUUUUGAAGGAAAUAUCAGAAUUGAAAGAGCUUGUCAAUGCAAGAGAAAGCAAAAUGGUUUCUCUUAGUAAAGAAAAUAUUGAUUAUCAAGAAACCAAUACCAUAUUAAGAAGUCAAAUAGACCAAUUAGAGACAAUACAUUCUGGUGAAAAUGAAGAAUUUGAAGAAUUAAGAGAGGAAUUCACUACCAGAAUUGCCACAGCAGAGAACAAAUGCCAUGAGGCAGCAAAUGAGAGGGAUAAUCUUAGAACUGAACUAGAAGAAACCACUGCACAUCUCACUGAAAUCAAUAGCAGACAAAAAGAAGAAUACACGACAUUGAUAGCAGAGAAAGAUGAACAGAUUGCACAACUUCUUGCCGAAGGUGAAAAGCUCUCUAAACAAGAACUUCAAAGUAAUACAGUCAUUAAGAAACUCAGAGCCAAGGAAAAAGAGAAUGAAAAUCUAAUUAAAAAGCAAACGAAAAAGCUUAAAGAAUAUGAGGAAGAGGUGAAAAGACUCACAGAUAUCUUAACAUCUCGAGAUGACUAUAAUUCCAAGCAAGAAGAUGCAAUCAACAAACUCAAUGCGUAUGUAAAGAAACAAGAAGAACAACUCAACAAACAGUCGUCUGAACUUGAGGAUGCAACUGAGAAAGUCCGAAGCAUGCAAGUUGCUCUUGACAAUGCAUACAAAGAGAUGACAACUCUUCAGAAACAAACAGCAACUGCUGAUAGCACAAUUCAAGAGGCAGUUCUAAGUACUGAAAUGAAAGCUAAAGAAGAACUUCGCAUAGCCCUAGAGAAAGCAAGACGAGAAUUUCACCAAGAGAGCGAAAUGAUGGCCUUACAAGUAACUGACCUUCAGGCCAGUCUAACGCGUUCUGAACAACAGGGCACCCGACGAGAAGAACAUCUUAGACAGGAAAUUAAGCAUUUUCAACAGCGUCUUCAAGAAGCAGAAGAUCGUAAUCAAGAACUGGCCGCAAGUGUUUCUCAUGCGACCCGGCCAUUAUUAAGGCAAAUUGAAAACUUACAGACAACUCAUAGCGGGCAGGCAUUUACGUGGGAAAAAGUGGAGAAGAACCUUACAGAACGGCUAAACGAUGCGCAGAACCAGCUUCUUCAGGCUCAAGAAAAAGAACAUAUAGCAUCACAAAGUGUUUCUGAGCUCAAUGCGCGCAUAGCAAGGCUGGAAUCUCAAGUCAGCACGUACCGUGCUGAACGGUCUCGCCUUGAAGCUGAUCUAGAACUAGAGAGAACAAAGAUAGGAACACUUGAGGACACACAGAGCAGGGAAUCGGCAAAGUAUGAUGCUAUGGUUAAAAAAUAUCAAAAACUUCUAGAAGAUGCAAACCUAGAUAAGGCGCAUCUUGAACAACAACUGACAGUAGAGAAAAGCAAGAUGGACACUGAGGUGAAGAAGUUCAAAGCAGCCUUAGACGAGAAGGAAAAGCUUCUUUCUCGUCAGUCCGGUUUUACUGGCAUUUCAACACCAUUCCCAGCCAGUGACGGAUCUAGUAAUCAGCAACAAGAUACCACAGGUAACCCAUCGACAGUUAGAAAGCAUUCAAGAACAAGCAGUUCUAGCAGUACGGUCGUGGAUGGUAUCACUAAAGGCAUCAUGGGAGGUACCACAGCGCUGGUAGAGAGACUGCAGGCUCAAGUUAGACAAAAAGAUGGCGAAAUAGAAUUAUUACAGGACGAUGUGACGUCACUGCGACAAUCACGUGAUUCAGUCAUGGAAGAGCUGACGUUAUUGACAGAAAAGUUAGAGAGAUUGGAAACUAGCAACGAAAGAUACAAAGAMCUCAAAGAAAAGCAUGAUGUUUUGCAGCAACGUUAUAACGCAGUUUUGCAGAUGUAUGGAGAGAAAGAAGAAGAAGCAGAGGAACUAAGAAUGGAUUUACAAGAUGUUAAAUCUAUGUACAAACAACAGGUAGGUAUCUCUCUCAGGCACUUCUUUUCUUUUUUUAGUUUCUUUCCUUUUUUUUCCUCUUUUCUUUAUAGACGGAAUUGAUUGUUUGUGUC